AUGCUCAAUGGUAACUUAAGAUCAGCUACCCUAAGUUUGACUUUAAAUGAACUUUUCCCCUUUGGAAAUGACACAGGAGACACAGAAAUGGAACGCAAUGAUGAUGGAAGUAGUCCGGGAAUUAUUUUAUCAACUCCUUUCCCAUUUUUCAAUCAACAAAAUCCAAAAUUGUUUGUAAACACAAAUGGAGUUAUUUCAUUUCAAAAAGCUGUAAGUUCAUAUUCUGCAUCACCCUUUCCCAUUGCUAAUGAUGUAGGAAUGAUAGCUCCGUUCUGGACAGAUAUUAACACGAACAAUGGAGGGACAAUUUGGUACAGGGAGUCUGUAAACUCUACUUUACUAGACAGGGUGAGCGAAGAAGUUCGAGCUUAUUUCCCUCAGUUCUACAGAUUCAAAGCUUCGUGGAUAUUCAUUGUGACUUGGGAACGUGUCGCAUUUUAUGGUUGCAACUCUUCACCUUGUUCGAAGACAAACACUUUUCAAACAAUUCUGAUAUCCAAUGGACAAAAUUCAUUCACUAUUUAUAAUUACGAACAAAUUCAAUGGACGACGGGUACAACAGCUGAUGGUAACGCUAUGACUGGAUUGGGAGGAACUCCAGCACAGAUUGGAUUUAACGCUGGAGAUGGCAUAGUCUUUUACAUGUUAAAUGCGUCACGAACUGAUGACGUUGUGAAUGUGGACGAAAUGUCAAACGUUGGAUUACCAGGGAAAUUUGUGUUCAGAGUAGACGCUUCCGUUAUCACUAAAGGAGGAUGCACCACUGAAGGUAAUCUGACGAUUACUCCUCGAUAUGGUCCACUUUUAGGGGGUCAGUAUUUAGUCCUCAGUGGUCCGUGUAUUGAAGACACUGGAAACAUAACGGCUACUUUCCAGGGAUCCAGAAAAUACAGUUGUGAAAGACAAUCAAAAUUCAGCAUGGUUUGCAUUACUCCUAUAUUCAAUUACACAGGCGAUGUUAUCAUAAGGAUAGAAAUUGAGGACCAAGGUGUGAAAAAUUUAUUUCGAGGUCUCUACACAGUCGUUAACCCUGCGGACAGCGAGCAUAGAGUCUUCAGACAAAACAAUUCUGAAUGGUUCACGGGACAACAGUCAAUAUCUUGGGACCCGGAUGUAACAGAACUUCAGCAGAAUGACACUGUGGAUAUUUAUCUGUUCUCUUUAGUAGAAGACAACAAUCGUCAUUUGACAUGGAAAACCCAAAUUAAGGGAGACCCCCAUAUAACUACGUUUGAUGGAUUUAAAUAUACAUUUAAUGGUGUUGGAGAAUUUAUGCUUAUGAAAACUGUAGACGGAUCCUUUCAAAGUCAGAUACGGUUUGAACAGUUUCGAAAAGAGAAUGGUAAUUUGGUAGAUGCAAGUAUAUGCACUGCCUUUGCAUCACAAGAUUUAAACAGCUCUGUGGUUGUAGAAGUCCUCUUAAACUCAAUCAGAACUGCAGAUGUUUUAGUUAAUGGAAAUGUGAUUGAUUUUGAUGAGACCAAUCCUCAUCAUGUUGAAGGAAUUACGGUAUCACAGUUUACAACUAAUUCAACAAGCGUUAACACAACCAACAGGGAAUUUAUUAUAGCUUUUGCCUCAUUUGGUAUUUCUUUUAAAGCCAUAGCGAGUUCCAGUAUGCUUAAUAUUCUUCCAGUGAUAGGAAAUAGUUCACUGUUCGGAAACCUACGAGGCCUUCUUGGGGAUUUUGAUAAAGACUCAAGCAAUGACUUAAAAUCACCAACAGGGGAGAUUUUACAUCCAAACUCAACAUCGGAGAAGAUAUACGAUAGAUUUGGGAAUCAAUGGAGAAUUGCUGAAAAUGAAUCAUUGUUCACUUAUGGAUCUGGAAAGUCCUACAGUGAUUAUCAAAAAUUAUCUUUUCGUCCGACAUUUGAUCUACCUACAAAUAUUUCCGCGGAAGCUGAAGAACUAUGUGUUGGAGACGAGGAAUGUGAGUUCGAUUACGUCCUGACAGAAUCUGCUGAAUUUGCAGUUGAAACUUGGAAGUUAUCUGUCCUUUUUAAUUCUUCUAUUGAGGCUUCAUAUGAGAUAAGAACAUGUGACAGUUUACCAGUCAUUAUUGGAGGUGUUUGGAAUGCUUCAAACACAAUACAUGUGGAAGGGUCUAUUGCUACUUUGUCUUGCUGUCCUGAAUAUGAAGCACAAGGAGAAAAUUAUAAUACCACCUGCACAAACGGCUCUUGGAGUGAAUUAAGAAACUUUCUGUGUCAUUUACCUGGAUCAAUUACUACAAAGUUUCCAAUUCAGCAAAUAGACGAUUUUAUUAAAGAAUAUUACAAAUAUUUUAUCAUCAUUUGUGUGGUUGUUGUUAUGUAUUCUGUAUUAAUAGGCGUUUUCAUCUAUAGGUAA
This is a messenger RNA of Saccostrea echinata, 2352 nucleotides long. Its product is annotated as mucin-4-like. The transcript is spliced from 14 exons. Gene Ontology annotation, biological process: cell-matrix adhesion. The coding region runs from base 1 to 2352 and encodes 783 amino acids. The record is from RefSeq and is a predicted model, not a curated record. NCBI's taxonomy places the organism in Eukaryota, Metazoa, Mollusca, Bivalvia, Ostreida, Ostreidae.